CUUGUGGAAUCGGUGAACUACUACAUGGCUACCAACGAACGCGUCGUGGUGUCAGAUUUUUUUGCUGCUUUGAAGCAAACGUUUAGUUGUAGUGUUAGUUGAUAGACAACAGUAUAGGCGAGACUAACUUCACAUCUCCAUUUUCAUCACACAAACAUUUGGAGAAAUAAUUUCUCAGGUCCUGCUUCACACCCGAUGAGGGAAAUUUCCGAAAAGAGCCCCUCGUGCUAGCGGAGUUGCCAGCGAAGAAUAUUAUCGCGCGUACGAGGACCAGCAGCUAUGGGGUCGUCGUGGCGGCAGCGCCUCUGGUCCUCCAGGAGUGCGCUGCACAACGUCGUACUGUUUUCCGCGUGUCUCGUGACUAACUGGUUGGUUUCGUGGGACAGCAGCUUCGACGAUGCGGAUGUGGAAGACGAUUUCCGUUUCCACCUCUCAAGAACAGGAGCUGCGCCGUUUGUCUCCUUCAUACAACAAAAUGAUGAAAACAACUCCAACUCGCGUCGGACUUUCAGCGCCAGAGACGCCAGCGAAAAUCUCGAGCGGCUGUCGUCACGUGCGCGUGAGCUGCUGACCGAGCUGGCUGCAGUAAGGGAGCAGCAGGGACGGGUGUCGGCUAAGGUUGAUAGCGGGAAAGGAACUUCUCUGGCUCGGGGAGGCGAGUGCAAGUUUGAGGAGUCAGGGGAACUGUUUCGCGGGCAAGCAUCUUCAGUGCAAAGUGCGAACGUCACAUGUACGAAUGAGAAGGAAGUGGCAGAUUUCGCCGAGACAAGAAUAGGACGGGAGAGCCAGAACGCAUCGCAGGACCGCUGCACAGGGGCGCCUCGUGGUAUGCCGGGGACGACUCCAGAGAAUCACAUUUCUACGACGGUACGCCAUAUUCAGGACAGGAUUGCGGGACUGCUAGCGAAGCUAGGUAGCCGGGAGCAAUCACCUCAGGGCGAUUUUUUGCAAUCUGAGGAUACACACCAUGACUGCACAAAGGAUGUUCCUGAAACAUCUGGUGAACAGGAGUGUAAUACUGCUGCUGCUGCUGCACAAGGGAAUAACAUUCCUUCUUCCCACACACAAUGUCGAUUUCCUACGAAAAGAACAAUAGCCACACCAGGAAGUAGCAUAGCGGCGUUUCCUCUCGGAGAAGACAGGUCGGGUGCAGCACUCGUAACCGCUGACGCUGACCCGUGUCGGCCCACGGGAACUAGAUCCUCAACACCUGCCGCACCGCAAAGCAGGGCCGAGCAUUCAUCAAAAAGGAAGACCACUAGUACACGACCGUCUUUGGUGUUUGCCACUGCCUACGCGUAUUUCCCGCGGCUUCCGUGCAAGCGGUACGAGAGUGAGAUGUUCAACGUGCACACGGAAUUUGAGGAUUUGCUGAAGGACUUCCUGAAGAUGUACGACAGUUAUGCGGACCCCGUUGUGGAAGUCAUGGACGCCGUGGUCCUGCACCAGAUCACGUCGAUCAGCGAAUCCUUUCUGAAAAUCAUCGAGAGCUACCGCCUCAUCCUCUGCACCACGUUGUGUGCCGAGAGCUGCCACUUCGGCGGGCCCGAUGGCUACGGGGUACGGCGUGGUGGUUUGGUGCGUCGGAUCUCUGCUCGUCGUGAUAGUGUUAUAAUGCAGUGGGUGCUGCUGGACGAGCGAUAGCUUUUUCAUGAGAGGAAACUGCUCUUGCGUCAUAGCUUGAAGCAAUUGCAAAAUGAGCUGCAGCAUGUGAAUCAAUAAAGUUGAUGAUAAUGUGCAAAAACGACCACACCCAGUUGUUUCACAGAGUGCCACGACGACGAGAGUUUCUGAUCUUUUUCGAUUCGAUACACGACCUACUGGAUUGACCACUGGAUCACGGAGUUGCACCGAAAUGUGGAGGUGAUCAGUGACAAAGACCACUGGAAGGAGCAGGUGAAGCUCUUCAUGUUCGAGACCUGGACGGGCAUCCGCGAGUGGCUGGAGCGCGUGGUGUCCACGGGCCGCAUCCAGGAGGACGACUUUGAGCAGGUGGUUGGCGGCGCGCGGGAGAUCUACACGGGCAUGAUCCGCCCGGCUUUCUCCAUUCUGGUCACGCAGAACUCGCACAAUAUGAGCCACAUCCUGACCAUCGGCAAAGACGCGCGCACCACGACCGGCUGGCUCCAGGGCGUAUCAAAUGCAAAAGUGUCUGGGUCUGGAAGAAUGCAAGAUUUGUCAUGCAUAUUUCUCAUGACCCAUGAUGCCUGUAAUGCAUGACCUAGCAUCGCAGUCUUUUAGAGGGCUUCCUGAUGCACCUUCCGCAUGAGAAAUGCCCUGUUCUUGUAGCACACAUUGUAUCCCUCUUGCUGGUCAUGCGAUACAAAUUUUUUUGGAAUCCAAAAACAGCAUGACAAGUUGCAAUCUUCCAGACCCAGACAUUUUUGCAUUUGAUAGGGCGACAUGCCGCACCACAACGUGUUUACCUUGAUGGAGCAGCCGCGGAAGGCGUUGCUGUCCCCGAACUUGUAUCAAAUGUAAAAAUGUCUGGGUCUGGAAGAGUCAUCCUGUUUUUGCAUGACACAGAAGGUCUGGCUUGGAAGCUCUAGCAUCACAGGCUUCGAGAAGCUUCCGCAAUGCCGAUUCCGCAUGACAGACCCCCCAUUUUGGUGACAGAAAGCGGGCACCUUUUGCUACCUAUGCAUGAGAGAUUUUUCUGUGUUCUGAAAUGCGCAGCACAAGUUACAUCCUUCCAGACCCAGACACUUUUACACUUGAUAACUUGCUGCUGAAGUCGGACGUGUGUCAGCUGGCGGAGCGCAACGGCGAGAGCACGCGGGACAUGCUGCACUCCGGCGCGCUGGAACAGGACCCGGACAUCAUCCGGAUCCUGAAGCAGAUCGGCGCGCACGUGCCCCUCAGCCACGCGUUCGUCGGCUGGCGGCUCGGUGACAUGGACGCCGAUCUGACGGAUUGCAAAGGGUAUUUUUAGAAUAUACUACGAACAAACAUCAAAUAGCGCUCCUCUGGACCAUUGCGCAUGUUAUUCGCAUCAGUGAAGCGGCUCUAGCAGCGGAAAACAUUUAUUUGCCGUAUAGGUGCUGGAUGCAGAACGUAAAUCGGGACAAUACUUCCGUUCUUUGUGUUGCGAAAUCCAUGAGUUUUUCUUCUUGAGAAAACGAGCCUUAUCUAAUAUAAUUAGGUCCGGCAUUUUCUACGACCCGAUCAAUUGUCUGGAGGCGGAGGGUUGGGGCGGGUACAUCUUCCGGGUGACCAUCCGCACCGAGAAGGCGGAAGUGAUAAAAGUGCCCAAGAGCCAGCGGUCCUCGGCGCUGAUCCACCCGCUGGGGAAGCCGGACUUGUAUAACGUGCUGCCGUCCAUUGAUUUGGUGUGGACACAGAUGGUGGAGUUUUCGCCGGAUUUGUUCUUUAUUCACCCGGGGUGCGAGAACUGCCGCGCCCUGCAGGAACUGUUCAUGACCGGGCCCAUCAAUCCGAAGGUGGUAAUUAUCCCCUUCAACCCGCUGCUGCCCCCGCCGUUCGAGGUCAUCCCGCUCUGGCCUGAGUUCUGGCUGAAAAACAAGGAUUUACUGCCCAAGUCCCGCAUGUUCAACACCACACUGCCGAAGGACUACGUGCUAUUCAAAUGGAAAAUGAUGCGCACUCAUGCCGAGAGCCUGGAUAUGUCUGUCAUGCAGCUCUCGAGAUUGCAGUCACGCUUGCAGCUUUGCUUCGUGCGUGCACUCGCGGCACGUCAGUGGUUUCAGUGCAGUCGAAAUUUCUUUUGUGUCGAAUGAGUAAAAACGCACUGACUUCUUUACAUGAUCUUUGUCGCGCUUUGCUUUCCUAUCCAUACGCCACGCCCGACGACCUGGAUAGUUACAUCGCGUCCCUGUUUUUCAAGACGCAGUGCUCGCUGGCCGGCGUGCAGCGGUUCUUCGAGACGAAGCUGUACGAACGGCGGCGGAAAUUCAUUCUCCACAGCAUUGACGGGGGCUACCUGACCUACAUCCGCGCGGAUUUGCGGCAGUACGUGGAUGACUUCGCGGUCCAAACCGUGGUGAUCGACAACCGCGACGACGUGAUGUGGCGCAUGUGGCUGGACGGGUGGUACUGCAAUCCGUACGCGCGCUACUACGCCCGCCUGGAGAUGACGGCGCUGGUGGACGUGCAGCGCCUGGCCGACCCGGAGGUGGACCUGCAGACGCGGACGGACAUUGUGUGCGACUACCUGAACUUCCACCGCAUCCACAUCGCCCGGAAAAAGUUUGACUGCUGGCGCACGCACAUGCUCCCGAACGCCCGCGGGUGGGGCGGCGACGGCCAGGAGCGGUGGUUCGCCACCCCGGGGGCCUGCCAGCGCCACUGCAGCAUGAGCGCCGGCUGCCGGUUCUGGACCUUCGACACGGUGGGGCACUACGGCAGCACGCUGUGCUGGGUGUGGAUCAACAACGACCCAGACGAAAUCAAGGACGAGCCCGGCUGGUGGUCGGGGAAGCACAUCCGCGAUUUGACGCACCAGAUCGACCACAGCGCGCUCCCCGGCGUGACGGACUCCAUGCUGCGCAAGUGGGCCGUGAACGAUUGGCCCAUGGUCGGGGGACUCAAGUACCUGCUGGACCGCCAGAAGCGCGGCCGCUGCACCACGCAGGGCUUCUGCGAGUGCUUCCCGCCCUAUCGAGGUAUAAGCACUUGUAUCAUAGCUAUUAGGGCGGUGGGCGUCGUUGUCGUCGUGUGUGGCGUGCUUUUCUGCGCUACUACGUGGAGGUUUUGGUGUGAAUACCAAAUUUUGUGCAUGAAAUGAAGCUAUUGCUCCUGGCAAGGUCAUCAUCGUCGAGAAAUCUACUUAUAAAACUGGAUAAAAUCCAGGUCCCGCCUGUCAGCACGUGCAUCCGGCGCGCCAGCCGGAGAAACCGUUUCGUGCCAUCUUGCACUACCUGGUGGACUAUGGACUGCAAAUAUGUCUGGGUCUGGAAGAUUGCGAGAUUUGUCAUGCUUAGUUGGCAUGACUGAAGAAUUUGAAUUUGUGAUGCGUGUCAAAGAAGAGACCCUUUUGCUUGUCAAGCAAAAGCGCAGUUUGUCAUGUGGAAAGCGCAACACUAAGCUGCAGCGUAGACACGUCUCAUGCUUAGCUGUGCAUUACAGAGCAUUCACUAUUCCCAAUGUAGCAUUACGAGUUUCCAGACCCAGACAUAUUUGCAUUUGAUAUGGACGACGUGGAGGCGGACGUGACUGAUUUGACGUAUUCCCUUCCGCGACUGUUAUCAACUGCAAAUAUGUCUGGGUCUGGAAAAGUGGAAGUUGUAAUGCGUGUCUUGUAUUCCUAGAAAAUCUGUGUUGCGUGAGCAGCAGCAGAGCCGUUUCCUUUGUCAUGUAAAGUCGCAGUGUGUAAUGCGUGCUAGACAUCAGAAAGCGUCUCAAAAACUUGUCAUGCUUGGCUGCCAUUGCAAUCGUUGCGUUCAGCUGCAAAUCAGCAUCACAGGUUUCCAGACCCAACCUUAUUUGCAUUUGAUAACUGUGGGAACGGUACAACAAGCACCACGACUACGAAGUGGUGCUGUUCCACGACGGCAUGAGCAUGGCCAGCCGGUCGCGCAUCGUGGAGAGCAGUCAGAACCGGGUCUGGUUUGCCUUCUAUCAACUGUAAAAAUGUCUGGGUCUGGAAGAAUGCAACUUGUCAUGCUAAAUCUGCAGCAUGCAAAAAUCUGUGUUGCAUGAUUACCAAAAGUCGUCCAGUUUUGACCAAGUCGGGGGGUAGUUUCUCAUGCAGGAUAGGCAUUAGAAAGGUCUCGCAGAAUCUGUCAUGCUAGGUCCUGCAUUCCAGACCUCAUGGGUCAUGGAAAAGCAGCAUGACAAAUCGCGCAUUCUUCCAGACCCAGACAUUUUUACAUUUGAUACCUUCGUGGAAGAUUUCAAAAAGGUCGACGAGUCCGUGCUGAUGAAGAAGAAACAGAAGGCCCGGCUGAAGGAGGUAGAGUUGUUGGACCUGUGUUUAUUUUCAACAAACCCAGAUGAUCAUGAUUCUUCACUGCAAUAUAGAGCUGUGCUGACUUGAUGCAUGAGAAAAGAUAAAGAUUUGUUGUGCGUUUCGAGGCGUCAAAUGUAUCAGAAGCGCACGCUGUAGUUUUUUAACUUAAACAAGCUGAUGCUCCUCUGCGAAUCAGGUCAAAUGGUCGAUUGGAUACCGAGGGAUGUGCAAGUUCCGUUCGGGCACCAUGUUUCUGCAGCCGGUACGGUAUUGAGAAAAAGACUUCCUGCGUCCUGCUCUCUAGUAGGUCGUCAAGGGGAUGAAAAAAAGAUACUAAUGCUUUUGUCGGUCGUGUUACUUAUGCGCGUAACUGUACUGAAAGUGCUGUAGCACGUGCGGUCUGAGAAAGCAAAGAGCGGCGCUGCAGCAUGACAGUAAGUGAAACCAUUGUCAUUUUUCCGCGCCACAGUAGAGCAGAAGUGUGGGAAGAAAAAAUUUUCGUUUUCCAUAGUUUGUGAUGGAUUUUUACGAGUACGCGAUGACGCUGGAUACCGACGGCUACUUCCCGCAACCACUGGACAACGACCCCAUUGUAUUGAGAGGAAAAAACCCCCCUCCCCAUAUCGAAAAGGUGUGUUUGUCUUGCUGAUUUGAGACCACAAAUCACGUCUGUCUUGCAAGAAGACAAUUCCACAGGCUCUGCCGCAUUAUGCAGGCGGUUUGUGAUGCUGUUGGGCCUACAGCGUAGACGUUUCUCAUGCUAAGCGCCUAGGCCAAAACUUCUCUACUCAGGCUUGGCAGGAGCCUGCAGCCCUCUACUGCAAGACAAACGUGAUUCGCGUACGCAAAUCCACCAUCAGAAACUUCCGCUUGAUAUGGGGAGGGGGGAUUUUUCCUUGUGAUACAUUGAGCGGAUGUGGCGCGGAAAUUACACCUACACCUGGUCCCACUUGCUGCCGGACUAUCAAAUGUAAAAAUGUCUGGGUCUGGAAAAGUGUAGACUUGUCAUGCAGAUUUUCCAUGACCCAUGAGGCCUGGAAUGCGGGACUUAGCAUGACAGACUCUGCGAGGUCUCUGCCAUGCCUAUCCUGCAUGAGAAACUCCCUUCCAACUUGGUCAAAAGUGUACAGCUUUUGGCACCCAUGCACCACAGACUUUUGCAUGCUUCAGAUUUACCAUGACAAGUUUCGAUCUUCCAGACCCAGACAUUUUUGCAAUUCAUACGGACCAGCCCGGCGCGGUGCGACACUUCUGGAGCUGGAGUCUCAUGUAUUCAGUCGGUUAGCAAACGUACUUCGUAUAGAUACAAACUUUUGCGUUUUUCGACUUUUCAUUUUGUUUUCAAAUCUCGAUGGGAAUCGAUGCAUGGUACAUGUGGGGCUGCAGAAACAGAAUGAACGCGAUUUUCUAAAUCGCCCUUCAGGUUUUUCCAAAUGAAGGACAUUGACUGGCGCACGCGGCCGCUGCUGCAGGAUUUCAUCCGUUAUGCAUUGCAAAAGUAUCGUACUCGUAUAAAUGCAUUACAAAUUUCCUCAGCAUGAGAAAUGAAAUUUGUAAUGCGGAUUUGCCUCAAGAAAAGGAUUUGCAAGACUUGCAUUUAUACGAGUACGAUACUUUUGCACAGGAUAUCCGUCCGGAGGAUUUGGAGUGGAACUACAAUUUGUACAUGAACGACAUCUAUCAAAUGCAAAUAUGUGUGGGUCUGGAAACUUGUGAUGCUGGCUUGGGAAUGGUGGACACACUAAACUACGCAGCCGAGCAUGACAAGUUCUUGAGCUGCUAUGCGUUGCGAGUUCUGCAUGGCAAGCUGCGCUUUUGCAUGACAGGCAAGCGACUCUCCUUUUGCUCAUGCAUCACAGAGUUAGGAGUCAUGAGAGAAAAGCAUGACAAACUUCCAUUCUUCCACACCCAGGCAUAUUUGCAUUGCAUAACAUCGAAAUCAACAAGAUCUCGUUUUUCCGGUCCGACAAGUACCAGGAGUACUACGAGUACCUGAACAGCUUCAACGGGUUCUUCCUCUACCGGUGGGGCGACCACGCGCUGUAUUACAAUGAAAAAUGCCCCCACGCCCACCCCAUAUCAAAACGCAAAUUUGUGAUGCAGAUUUGUGGUCACAAAUCAGCUUUGUCAUGCUACAAGGGAAAAGAUGCGGACUGUAGUACUGGGUUGCGUGGGGAAGCUUUGCAUCUUCAGCAUGAGAGGAGGGAGCUGGAAGUGAAAAACAGCAUGACAAAUCGCCUGCAAACGAGGCCACAACUGCGGCCCUUGGCCUUCUAGCAUUACAAGUCGAUUUGUGUACUCAAAUACAGCAUCACAGAUUUUUUCGUUUUCGAUAUGGGGAGGGGGGAUUUUUCCUUUUGAUACGCUGCGCACCAUCGCGGUGGGCAUGUACCUGGAACCGGAGGACGUGAUGCAGAUGCGCAUCCCGUACGGCCACCAGGGCUACUGCCAGUGCUUGUCCACAGAUUACCGGUGCUACACCGAGGAGCGGUACUACUCCGAGAUGGGAAACCUGACCACCCUAUCCUGUGUAAAAACGUCCCCACCCCAGAGUUGUCAUGCAGAUCUGCAAACACAAGAGCACUUGUAAUGCGCAUCCCCAUAAUAGGAAUUUCCGAUCGUGUUUUGGAACUUGUAAUGCUGUGAACAGGAUGAGCAGAGGGAUUUGUAAUGCGACUUCCCUUGCUAAACUGCACUACAAUACAGCCUGCAAUUUGUCAUGCGUGACUCCCAAAACUUCGAGGUUUGUGUUGCAAAAUCCCCAUCUUGACUCUGGGGUGGGGACGUUUUUACCCAGGAUACACCCAGCCGGACUUCUUCCGCAAGGAGUGGCGGGUGUGCGCUAUCGCAAGGGAAAAUCUCUCCUCCCCAUACUGAAAAGGUAUAUUUUUGGAAAUUUGUGAUGCUGAUUUGUGGCCACAAGUCGUGUCUGUCUUUACAAGCAGGCAAACUCAGAAGGCUCCCCGCAUUAGGGCGGCAGUUUGUCAUGGUGUUGGGCCUGCAGCAUAGACCUUGGUCAUGCUGCGCGCCUCGGCCAAAACCUCUCCAAUCAGGCUUGAUAAGGGCCUGUGAUCCUCUACUGCAAGACAAGGCUGAUUUGUGUAGGCAAAUCCAGCACCAGAAAUUUCGUUAUCGAUGUGGGGAGGGGGGAUUUUUCCUUUUGAUAUGCGCGGAUCCCAUCCCCAGCCCCAGCGAGCGGCUGAUCAACCAGAUGGCGGAAACGGAAGAGGAAACGAAGGAGUUGACCUUCGUCGCCGGCGAGAACCCGAUUUUAGAUGAGGCGGAGAAAACCCGGCAAAGACAGGAGGAACCGGAUGAGCGGGAGUGUGCAAAGUUGGAGAAGACAGCGGAAGAUGAGGACGGUACAACAACUUCUACUUCAAGUACUGGCAUUUCAUCUGAGUUUGCGAAAAAGUGUGCGAAGAGAAAAGCAAAGAAAGCGGCCGCGGCGAAGGAUACGGAGGAGAAAGAGGUAGAUGACACAGGAGAUGAUACUCAAACCAGUAGCAGUACGACAUCAACAACGACAUCAACCGCAGCCAGUGUCAACAAGAGCGCUGUCAAGAAAACUCAGCGGGCCACAAAGAGGAAACGAAGAAGAAAGAACUGAGUAGUGCGAGGGUGUAGGUUGUAGACAGGGUUUUUUUUCUCGGUUGAGAUUGAGAUCGAGAUGAAAGAGAUCAAUUUAUUGAAUCACCAUGCCGUUCUUGUUGUGCAGCUGAUUGCUGGCCAAGAGUGCAGGAAAAUGUGUACUGAAUUGUUCUUACGGAAGAUGCGGACCGACUGGUCGCAUGCGAAGUAGGCGUGCAUGAAUCGCAACGCCGUGAUUUAUCGCAUAGUUUUUUACAUCACUUAGCAUUAAAAGUGAAUUGGAUAUCGGAAAAAAAAUACAGCACGUCGUGAGCGC
Molecule: messenger RNA, 9815 nt
Organism: Amoebophrya sp. A120
Lineage: Eukaryota; Dinophyceae; Syndiniales; Amoebophryaceae
Source: the annotation of a GenBank genome assembly